Messenger RNA from Gavia stellata (red-throated loon), 3508 nucleotides. RefSeq names its product solute carrier family 38 member 10 (gene SLC38A10). The coding region runs from base 16 to 3423 and encodes 1135 amino acids. Gene Ontology annotation, biological process: amino acid transmembrane transport. NCBI's taxonomy places the organism in Eukaryota, Metazoa, Chordata, Aves, Gaviiformes, Gaviidae. The record is from RefSeq and is a predicted model, not a curated record. Gene Ontology annotation, molecular function: amino acid transmembrane transporter activity. The transcript has 16 exons.
CCCCCGCCGCGGGCCAUGGCGGCAGCGGCGGGCUCCAACUGGGGCCUGAUCAUGAACGUGGUGAACAGCAUCGUGGGGGUGAGCGUGCUCACCGUGCCCUUCUGCUUCCGACAGUGCGGCAUUGUCCUGGGAGCUCUGCUGCUGAUUUUCUGUUCUUGGAUGACUCAUCAAUCCUGCAUGUUCCUGGUGAAAUCCGCCAAUCUCAGCAAGCGCAGGACCUACCCCGGCCUCGCAUUUCAUGCCUAUGGAAAAGCAGGAAAGAUGUUGGUGGAAACAAGCAUGAUUGGGCUGAUGCUGGGAACUUGCAUUGCUUUCUAUGUGGUCAUUGGUGAUUUGGGGUCCAACUUCUUUGCCCGGCUGCUUGGAUUUCAGGUGUCGGGCAGUUUCCGGAUAGUCCUGCUCUUUGCCGUCUCCCUGUGCAUUGUACUUCCAUUGAGCCUCCAGAGGAACAUGAUGGCCUCCAUACAGUCAUUCAGUGCCAUGGCUCUGAUCUUUUACACGGUGUUCAUGUUCGUGAUUGUGCUGUCAUCCUUCAAGCAUGGCCUCUUCAGCGGGCAGUGGCUGCAGCGAGUUAGUUACACUCGUUGGGAGGGCAUUUUUCGCUGCAUCCCCAUCUUUGGCAUGUCUUUUGCCUGUCAGUCUCAGGUCUUGCCUACCUAUGAUAGCUUGGAUGAGCCGUCUGUUAAAAUCAUGAGCUCCAUAUUUGCUUCUUCCCUAAACGUGGUCACCACCUUUUACAUUACGGUGGGCUUCUUUGGCUACGUGAGUUACACUGAAGCCAUUGCUGGGAACGUCCUAAUGAACUUCCCUUCCAACCUUGUGACGGAGAUGAUUCGAGUGGGAUUCAUGAUGUCGGUAGCUGUGGGGUUUCCGAUGAUGAUUCUCCCGUGCAGACAGGCGCUGAACACCCUUCUCUUUGAGCAGCAGCAAAAAGACGGCACCUUCGCUGCUGGGGGUUACAUGCCCCCGCUUCGGUUCAAAGCCCUGACGCUGGCUGUUGUGUUUGGAACCAUGGUAGGAGGCAUCAUGAUCCCGAACGUGGAAACAGUCCUCGGCCUGACAGGUGCGACGAUGGGAAGCCUCAUUUGUUUUAUCUGCCCAGCUCUUAUUUACAAGAAGAUCCACAAGAACGCACUUUGUUCACAGAUUAUACUGUGGAUUGGCCUGGGAAUACUGGUUAUCAGUACGUAUACCACCUUGUCUGCAACGGAGGACGCCCCUGUGAAGACAGAAGCGAUGGGCUUGGAGCACCUGGACGGAGAGGAGAACAGAAUUGACCAGGAUUCAGUCAAAAUCCCAGACCAGAACCCGGCAGUAGAGGAGGCGGAGGAUGACCGCGAUAAACCGAAGCUGCUGGAUGAGAAGGAGGAGAUGGAGCAGCCACAGAUCAAGGUGCCCAUGGAGGUACCCAAGAGAGAGGAGGAGAGAGGAAAGCUGGAGGAGAAAGUGCAGCUCGACCGUCCCGACCAAGGGAUUGCCCUGCCCGUGGGGGAAGCGCAUCGCCACGAGCCACCCGUCCCGCACGACGAAGUCAUCGUGGACAUGGGGCGGGAGCGGGAGGAAUCCGAUGAGAACAAGCUUGCACCCGGAGGAGCCAACAAUCGUCUGCUUAAGCCGGCGCUGGAGGAGCCAGCAGCACUGAAUCCCCAGAAAGAGGGACUUGGCCCGAAACAGGGGAAGGAAGCGAUUGCUGAGAACCAACUGCAGGGAGGGACUGACGAGCCCGUUAAGAAUCCGAAGAACGUCCUGGAGGUGAUGGUGCAGCAGGAUGGCAGGCCGCCAUACAAAGAGCUGGAGCCAGACAAACAAGGGCUGAAAGCCAAGGCGCAAGCUGCUGUGCCGGACGGCGAGAAGAAAGCUGAGGCUGCAGGUGACAGGGAGAAAUCAAAGCUCCAGCUCCCCAGGAAAGCAGAGGAGGCUGUGAAGUCCGUGGAGAAAGAAGCCGAACCUGGUGAAAAGCAGGAGCUGGCCCUCCCAGACAGAGCAGAUCAGCUGGAGCCGAGGGAGGCCCGAAACACCGAGGAGAAGCAACAGGAGAACGCGGAGAGCAAGCUGGAGGAAGCGGGGCAGGCGAAACUGCUUGAUCAUGCUGUGCUGCUGCAGGUGAUCAAAGAACAGCAGGUACAGCACAAGCAGCUACUGGACCAGCAGGCAAAACUGCUGGCUGUAAUUGAAGAGCAGCACAAGGAGAUCCACCAGCAAAGGCAGGAGGAGGGAGGAGAGGAGAAGCCAAAGCAAGCGGAAACGCAGCAGGAUCCUGCUGCGCCUCUCUCCAAGAGCAAGGAGGACGAGGGCCGCGGAGCUAAGCAAGAAGCUGCUGCAAAGCCGCUCAGCAAAGAGCUGUUGGAGCACCCUGUGCAGGGCCCGGGCAGGCAGCCUGCUGACUCCGCGGAGCAGCACAGGGGGACUGCAGGAAGGCUGGAAGAGGCUGGGCACAGGCGUGAGAUUCCUGGGGUUCCUCCCAAGGAACGGAAGGUGCUGCCACAGGAGAAUGACAGAGCUGUUAAAAAUCCUGCGGAGAACUGGGAUCCCCUUCACGGGGAUGCCCAACACAUUCCAGCAGCCAGAAACCACCUAGAAAAGAAGCCCUUGGCGGAGGAUUUAGGAGGAGGUCAUGAAGCCAAAGCUGGAAGAGACGUCCAUGAGAAGAAGAAUUCCCUGAAAGCCGUGGAAGUAGCUACAGCUCCCAUCCAAAGAGAACAGCUGGGGGCUGCCAAAGUUCAGGGAGUAGCAGGAAAGAGUCUGGAAAGAGACUCAGGAAUAGACCUGAAAGCCAAAGCUCUGAGUCAGGUGGAGCCCAAAGACCUGGCAGUUGUGCUGGGCUCCUCCAGUAAAAGGAACGUGGCGGAGAGCGAGCAGCACCUACGGGAGCGUCAGAGAGGCGCAGACACCGAGGGAGGUGAGGGUGCUGGCGGACGGCAGCAGGCCUCGCAGAGGGACCUGGCUGGCAAAGGUGGGGCGGAGGAAGAAGCUCCUCGGGAGAACGUGGCGGAGGUGGCCCAGGACCCGCAGGGAGGUCUCCGGAGCAAGCAGAGGCACGGGGAUGGGGGUCUCUCAAACGAUGCGGAGAAGAAACCGGGCCCUGAGAAUGCUCCUGCCCAAAAGCCUGAGAAAGGAGCAGCUGCCCAGGGGGAGCAGAAGCUGGACCAUGAUGUCAAACCGAACCGGGACCUGAAACUGCAGGCGGACCUGGACCUCCGCCGGAAGAGACGGGACCUGCUGCCUCCCGAGGAGGAGGAGGAGGAGGAGGAGGCUGCACAGGGGGCGGGGGUCUUCAUUGGCCUGAACCCCCUUCCAGAUGUGAAAGUAAACGACCUCCGGAGUGCUCUAGAGACACGAUUAAACCACGUUGCGGAGGGGGCUCAGCAGGUGGUCCACAGCCGGCAGAUCAAGCAGAUGACGCAGGCGGACGGGAGCGUGUGAGCGGGGUGGUCGUGCUCGGUGGGUGGCUGCGGGUCUUGGCCACAGGCACGAGGCUGAGGAGCUCCGUAGGGAAGGUUCAAGUUAA